Linum tenue is the source of this 867-nucleotide messenger RNA. The record is from the annotation of a GenBank genome assembly. Lineage: Eukaryota; Viridiplantae; Streptophyta; Magnoliopsida; Malpighiales; Linaceae.
AAACCAAGUUCUUGUGCAGCACAGCAGACAGUUUCGAAAAACUUCGAUGCUUUUGCCAAAGUUUGAUGCUUUUAGAUCCGCCAUAGGUUUGAAGAACGAAUUGGAAUCCUGGAGAUUGGAUUUUGCCCUUGACUUAGAAUUUCAGCUCCGAUGCGAUCCAAACUCCCAGACGCGGCUUCGAGUCGGAAAAUGGCUGCUUCGUCGGCGGUAGUGGCGAUUCUGGCCUCAAUUUGGCUCUGCAGUUCGAUUGCCGCCGACGCAUCUGGUUCUUCAAGUGAAACUACAAUGCACACCAAUAACUGGGCUGUCUUGGUCUGCACCUCUCGUUUCUGGUUUAACUACAGGCAUAUGGCUAAUACUUUGUCCUUGUAUAGGACAGUUAAGCGGCUUGGGAUUCCAGAUGAGAGGAUAAUACUGAUGUUGGCAGAUGACAUGGCUUGCAAUUCCAGGAACAAGUACCCUGCCCAAGUCUUCAACAAUGAGAAUCACUGGCUCAAUUUGUAUGGUGAUAAUGUUGAGGUGGAUUAUAGAGGUUAUGAAGUGACAGUGGAGAAUUUUUUGCGGGUUCUCACUGGGCGGCAUGAGUCUGCUGUUCCCAGGUCAAAGCGUCUCCUUAGUGAUGAAGGGAGUCACAUUCUUCUGUAUAUGACUGGUCAUGGAGGAGAUGAAUUCUUAAAAUUCCAGGACUCAGAAGAGCUUCAAAGUCAUGAUCUAGCUGAUGCCGUGAAGCAGAUGAAGGAGAAGCAUAGAUUCAAGGAAUUGCUGAUAAUGGUGGACACCUGCCAAGCUGCCACUCUUUUCAAUCAGUAUUUUUAUAUGAAUAAGGGAGAUUUUGUUGCAUCAAAAGAAUCCAAGACACCAAUGUGA